CUUUCAUCACGCUAGGUGGGAGAGUGUUCCAAGUAUCUCUUGUCACGUCGCGGCCGGUUUCGUUCGGUGGUACAGGCGCAGGACAAGUGGACGAAAUAAUGCCUUCAUCGCCAAGCGCAAAAAUAUCGGAUAAGACAAGCCAUGACCCUUUGGACGACGCCAAGCUUCUGGAGCGUGCUAGAGAGAGCGUCUCCUCGCUUCAGACUUUGCUCAAGGCUCGAUCGAUUUCCAAGAAAUUAGCACAGAGCGCAUUCGUGCCGCCACUCACAAGAUCUUUAAAAUUGCUAGAACUAGAAGAUUCUUCAUCUCCUGACCGCGGAAGAGAGAGAGACGCUGCAAAUGGGCGGGGUUGCGUUGUCCGCUACGUGGGAGAACCGCGGCAAGUGCUUUCGAUAAACAAGGUUGCGACGCAUGACCCCAAAAGCGACCACGUCUAUGGUGAUGAUGGGAGGUGUCACACUGUUACGCAAAUGCCACUUGUUUACAGUCAGGAGUUGCGGGGAUGGAUAUUGACCGUGCGAGUCGAUAACGUCCGAGAAGAUGGGUAAUGAUAUUUCUCAAGUCGGCAAAUUCAAUUUCAAAUUGUAAUUCAUUCUGUUUAAUGAAAUAUCCUGUCUUUGGUCUUCCUCGGGUCAUCAACGUCAUUGAUGCUAGCAUGCUGGUUGCUGGUCAAUACAUCAACAAAACUUUAACGUCGUUUCCUUUCUUUUCAAACGAUCAUUACGUCGAUAACAGGUUCUGCACGCACGGCGUCACAUUGGGGUUCACACGGGAGACACCAGCCGACUACAGUGCACGAGAAGUCAUUCCGGAUCAGGCAACUCAGCUGAUGGACUUUUGCGGUAUUGGCUUCGACGGUAGGAGUGUUUCCUCCAGUGGUCGCGUGCACGACGAAGCGAUAGGGUUCCAUCCUUCGGUAGACGUACGAUCUGGCGCCAUUGUAAGCGUUUUUCUAAGCAGUGUCACCGGUGAGAUGCGGCUUCUCGUCCUCUACUCUUCCAAGGAGCAAGAGGCUCAUAGUGCUUCAAUAAAAGCGUCCAAGCGGGCAGGGAGUAGACCGCCUGCAAAAAGGCAGAGUCGGUCAGCGAACACUCCAGAGGAAGUUGAGAUUUUGUUGAAGCAUUCUCGACCCAGUACAGAUCCGAACCCCUUCGCUCUGCAGCCAGAAGCGGUUAACUGGUACGGCGUGGUUGAACUGCGAGGGAACUGUCUCCAGGUCUCGCUUUUAGAUUCCACAAUCUAUUUGCGGUCAGCUGAAGUUUCUUGUUACUUUGCCAGUAGAGGUUCCGCUAGUGGCGCAGACAUGCUCGGCCGCGUGAAAAUGAACCGGCAUCAUGCGGAAAAGCGUUUUGCCCGAAUGCUGGAGCUGAACGCCUCUCGGGAAGCAUUCCACUUGUUGCAAGCUCGCGGGAUAGAGUUACAGAAUCCAAAGCAGGCGCGCAACAUCGCCUCCUGGUUCCUGCGGGACGAUGGAGACCACUCGGAAGAAGAAAGUCCUGGUGGCUUCGAAAGGAGCCGCGCAAAGAACAAUACAGGCCGGAAUGUAGCAGGAACCGGAGCAAUGCUGUUUUUCGCCGAUGGCGUAUCGGAAAACAGUGGCAAUGCCGAUGCCAGUGUAUCGUCCGCAUCAUCACCGCAGUCGGAUCCGAACGUAGUUGACCUUUCAGCGUACUUCUUAUAGUUGGAUAACGCACGUGGUCCACCUGUUAAAGAUAAACGACUCUGGUUCUCGUCGUCCCUAUUUAUCUACUCAUCAUCUACUUGCACUUGUGCAUGUACUCGUCCAUCUACUUUUUCACAAAAACAUCUACAGUAAAGCUAUCAUCGUCAUCAUUUACUCGCAAGUAAAAAAGCAUCUACGUACAAUAGACAUCUUCCAGACUGAGAAAAACUGUAAUUUGUCAUUGAGGCCAUUGAGAAUUAGCACGACGAAAACCAGCUCCAGCAGAAUAACGCAGAAGGUGGGCUGCGUCAAUGUCAACGUGAGAAU
Amoebophrya sp. A25 is the source of this 1990-nucleotide messenger RNA. NCBI's taxonomy places the organism in Eukaryota, Dinophyceae, Syndiniales, Amoebophryaceae. The record is from the annotation of a GenBank genome assembly.